AUGCCCUUAAUGCGCAUCCCCUACACCGACCCGCUGCCGCUCCCGCGCAUCCUGCCUCCUAGCGCCAGCACGACCUCCGGUGCCAUCGCCGCCCUCGCAACCUUCCUCACAGCCCCGCCGUCGCCCCACCUCCGCCCGCACCUCUCGCCCGCAACGCUCACCCCGCGCGAUGACCACUCGACGGUGCUGCUGACGGGCGCGGGCAUCUCGGUCGCCAGCGGCCUGGCCGACUACCGCGGCGCCAACGGCACGUACACGCUCAACAAGACGUACCGCCCCAUCUACUACGGCGAGUUCGCCGCGCACCACCGCAUGCGCCGCCGCUACUGGGCGCGCAGCUUUUUGGGGUGGACGACGCUCGCACGCGCGCGGCCCAACGCCUCGCACCGCGCCGUCGCGGCGCUGGGGGAUGCGGGUGUGGUGGGGAACGUGAUUACGCAGAACGUCGACUCGUUCCACCCCGUGGCGCACCCGGGGUUGCCGACGCUGGAGCUGCAUGGAUACUUGCGCGCGUGCGUGUGUCUGUCGUGUCGGAAUGAGUUUGAUCGCGAGGAGUUUCAGCGCAGGCUGGCGAGUCUGAAUCCGGCGUGGGAUGCGUUCUUGCGCGAGAUGCUGGCGAGCGGCGCGCUGUCGACGGAGAAUCCGGACGAGAGGAGGCGGAUGGGGUUGAAGACGAAUCCGGAUGGCGAUGUGGAUGUGCCUGGAGUGGAUUAUCAGACGUUUAGGUACCCGGCGUGCCCGGUGUGCUUGGAGAAGGGGGGACAUGAGGCGCAUGGGAAGGUCGAGGUGGAUGCGGAUGGGGCGUUGGUUGAGGGGUCGAAGGCGGGGGUGUUGAAGCCUGCGGUGAUUAUGUUUGGGGAGAGCAUACCGCAUGUGGUGAAGAGCCGGGCGGAGGAGGCGAUAGAUGGGGCGAGCAGGCUGUUGGUGAUUGGGAGUAGCUUGGCGACGUAUUCGGCAUGGCGAUUGGUGAAGAGGGCGAAGGAGCAGGCAAAUCAAGAGUACUACCACUUUCCUUAUUCCAUGGCAGGAAAUGAAGCCACUUCCGAGCACGUUGCCUCUAUCAAGGGCAUCGUCUUUGGUCUUUCGUGCAUCACGGACUUGGUCAAACAACACCGCCUGGUAGAUGAUGAGUUGUUCAAGAAAUCCCACUUUCAGACCGCUUUGGACGAACUUCAGCGAGUUGCUACAGCGUCCGGCCAUGUUUCCGAAACCGAUGAGCGGUGGGAGGAUGGAGGAUACGGGGAGAAACCCUGUGAAGGAUUCUAUAGAAGCCACGAUGUACCGGUCAUCUUCAUUUGUGGGCAGAAGGCUGCUGAGCUGCUGAAGGCCGAAGCUGGAAGCAGAGCCCAAGGAAUCUCUGAAGGCGAGACUCGAGAAACACCGGGAGGAGAGGGGGAUUCAAUUAGCUCCAAAAUCCCAUUUCUAAACAAGCGGAUUGAAGAGUUGGCUACGGAGAAGUGGAAUUUGGAACAGCGUGUUGAGUGGUUGACAGAGAAGAACCGGAGGCUUCGCAGCAUGUUGGAUCCCGAGGAUUGGUAA
Molecule: messenger RNA, 1539 nt
Organism: Lasiodiplodia theobromae
Lineage: Eukaryota; Fungi; Ascomycota; Dothideomycetes; Botryosphaeriales; Botryosphaeriaceae
Product: Sir2 family transcriptional
Exons: 3
Coding region: 1-1539 (512 amino acids)
Molecular function (GO): NAD+ binding
Source: RefSeq, a predicted model, not a curated record